Messenger RNA from Rubroshorea leprosula, 2820 nucleotides. NCBI's taxonomy places the organism in Eukaryota, Viridiplantae, Streptophyta, Magnoliopsida, Malvales, Dipterocarpaceae. The record is from the annotation of a GenBank genome assembly.
GUGUCUAAAUAUUAGAAGAAAAAACUCUUUUUUUAAUCUCACAGCGAGAAGAUGAUACGUAAAUUUGAACACUUUCAGGCCACUUUAGAAAUCUCGCCGAGGGAAAUUUGAGUUAUUUUCUAUACCCCUUUUGUGCCAAAAUUUAAGAAAUGCCACCAGAGAGAAAGGAACGGAUACUUCCGCGCGAACUCUGUUCCUCUGCAUGUUUCCCACGUACCUCUAGAGAGGAACAUGUCAGAAAUGGGGUAAUAGGGUAUUCAAGAGUGGUGUAUUGCAAUGACCCAGAUAACCCAGAUGCAAUUCGGCGUAAAUAUAGGAGAAAUUACGUGUCUACCACUAAGUAUACCCUGGUUACUUUUAUUCCAAAGUCUUUGUUUGAGCAGUUUAGGAGGGUUGCAAAUAUAUACUUUCUUGUUGUAGUUAUUGUAUCAUUUACCCCAUUGGCGCCAUAUUCGGCUCCCAGUGUUCUCUUACCUCUAAUAGUAGUGAUUGGAUUAACUACGGCCAAGGAAGGUGUGGAAGAUUGGAGGCGAUGGAAGCAGGACGUAGAGGCCAAUAAUCGAAAGGUUCAAGUGUAUGACGGAAAUCAUUCCUUCAGGGUGACUAAAUGGAAGAAUCUCAGAGUUGGUGACGUCGUUAAGGUGCAGCUAGAUGAAUAUUUUCCUGCGGAUUUGCUUUUGCUUUCUUCAAGCCAUAAUGAUGGUGUUUGUUAUGUUGACACCAAGAACCUUGAUGGAGAGACUAAUUUAAAGCUGAAGCAAGCCUUGGAGGUUACCGCACCCUUGAAUGAUGAAGAGUCCAUUCAGAACUUUGAAGCAGUGAUCAAGUGUGAGGACCCAAAUGAGCAUCUUUAUUCUUUUGUGGGAGCAUUGUACUAUCAUUGCAUGCAGUAUUCACUUUCCCUAAAGCAGAUCCUUUUGAGGGAUUCUAAGCUGAAAACUGAUCACAUAUACGGUGUGGUUAUUUUCACUGGACAUGAUACAAAAGUGGUGCAGAAUUUUACUGAUCCACCUUCCAAGAGGAGUAAGAUUGAGAGGAGGAUGGAUACGAUUAUAUAUGUUCUUUUCAGUACUCUGAUUAUAAUAUCUUUAGUUGGAUCUCUAUUUUUUGGAAUUCAAACUAAAAGAGAUAUUAAUGGCCAAAAGUACAGAAGGUGGUACCUUCGACCAGAUGAUGCAACUGUGUUCUUUGAUCCCAGAAGAGCAGCCCUUGCUGCAUUUUUUCAUUUCUUAACGGCCCUCAUGUUGGAAAAAGAUAGGCCAGAGUUUCCAGCACGUACACGGACAUCUAAUUUGAAUGAAGAACUGGGUCAAGUUAAUACCAUACUUUCAGACAAAACAGGCACUUUAACCUGCAAUUCUAUGGAGUUUGUCAAGUGUUCAAUAGCAGGUGUUGCCUAUGGACGUGGUAGUACAGAAGUGGAGAUCGCCUUGGCAAAAAGAAGAGGUGAAAUUCCGCAUGACGUUGAUGGUUCUUCAUCUAAUGUCCCAACACCUUCUGAUGAUACUAUUGGUGCUGAGAAGUACAUGAAAGUAUCCAAGUUUAGUGAUGAACGGAUUAUGAAUGGGCGGUGGGAACAUGAACCUCAUUCAGGUGCCAUUCGGAAAUUCUUUCGUGUAUUAGCAAUUUGCCAUACAGUGAUUGUCAUCUCAGUAUCCAACAAAGAAUUUUACGAAGCUGAAUCUCAGGAUGAACUAGCCUUUGUCAGGGCAGCAAGGGAGCUUGGUUUUGGGUUCUUUAGAAGGACUCCGACGAGCAUAGAAAUACAUGAAUUAGAUCGUACGAAAGGUGAAGAAGUUCCCAGAGUGUACAAGCUGCUUCAUGUCUUGGAGUUCAGUAGUUCUCGCAGAAGAAUGUCUGUGAUCAUAUGCUACUUCUUCUACAAGAAUAUUACAUUUGGGUUUACGCUAUUUUGGUUUGAGGCCAAUGCUUCUUUCUCUGGUCAGCCUGCUUAUAAUGACUGGUACAUGUCCUGCUACAAUGUCUUCUUCACAUCACUUCCAGUUAUUGCUCUUGGCGUUUUUGAUCAAGAUUUUUCUGCAGAUCAAUGCCUCGAGUAUCCUGAGUUAUAUCAAGAAGGUGUGAAGAACAAGCUGUUCAACUGGCUCCAUAUUCUUGGCUGGAUGUUCAAUGGAGUUCUUAGCUCCAUAAUUAUCUUCUUCUUCACUACUAGGUCCAUAACCAGCCAAGCUUUCCGUGAAGAUGGUAAAGUUGCAGACUUUUCGGUCCUCGCAGUCACACUGUAUUCAUGUGUAGUUUGGGCUGUGAAUUGCCAGAUGGCACUCUCGAUCAAUUACUUCACAUGGAUCCAGCACAUCUUCAUCUGGGGAAGCAUCGCUGUCUGGUAUGCAUUCUUGCUGGUCUACGGUUCUCUUUCACCCACCAUAACAACCACGGCAUACAAGGCCUUUGUGGAAGCUUGUGCUCCAAGCAUUCUCUAUUGGCUCGUCACCCUCUUCGUUGUUAUUUCUGCACUGCUGCCCUAUUUCUCCUGCCGGGCUUUCCAGACUCGUUUUAGACCGAUGCCACAUGAUGAGAUACAAAUGCAAGACCGCCGUAGAGCAUGUCCAAGGCGGCCGCAAAACUCAUGAAAUCUGGCCCUGUCCUACUCAAAAUAAGUAGGUAGUUUUGGUUUCUGUCGGUAAAAACGUGGGAAUUGCACAUCCUUCAACUCCUUAUGCUGAUUAAUCCCGUAAAUGUGAUUUAACAAACUUUAGUUACUUUGCUAUGCACAAUUUGAGUUGAAUUCUACAAUCUCCAAAAUAUGUAAUUAUCUUACACACUUAUUGUCUAAAUUGUGAAUACACCAAAAGUGUUAGG